GUACUUAUUUAUUCUUAAAUUUAGUUGAUCCAAUGUAGUUUAUUUGUUAGCGCUAUCUAGGCUUGUUAAGUCAAUUAUUGGUCCUUCUCGUACGCCGAAAGUGCUGUCCAAGGACUAAAUCACAGUACAGAGGGUAACUGUCAAAUUUUGACGUGUAUCAGACCUUCCCGUUUAUUUAUAUAGGGUCUAAGUGAGCAUGAAUUGGAUUGUUAGGUUGUUUAUAUAUUUUGGGAUUGUCACAGUAUGUGGUCCAUAUUUUGAUAAUUGGACCACAACUGAGAAAUAUCUCUUCUUGAGUGAUGCCUAUGCUGAUGUUUGUUCUCCAACUGAGCAACAGGGGCCACGAAAAAACACAUACAGAUGUCAGGAACAGCAACUGAGGGUAAAUAGUCUGUUAUCAUAUGGCAGGAUGUCUGAGUUUCUAUCAAGCGUAUUCAUAGGGAUAUCAGUCGAUUGCUACGGACCUCGUAUAGUUUCUUGUAUUGGAGUCAUCUUAGCUCUAAUCUCAUGGGUACUCUUGGGUUAUUUUCCAAACUACGAUGCAACACUUAAGCUUUCAAUGAUUCUCGUGGGAAUCUGCACGAAUUCUACAUUAUUACCAGCACUGACAAUUGAAAGAUAUACUAAAGAGUAUAAGGCGCAAUCCCUGAUCUAUAUAGGAAUGUCCAGUUCAUUCACUUGCUUUCUUAUUAAGGGCAUGGAAAGAAUUCUCUACUACGAAUUAAUGGACCAUCGUACACUUGCCCUUGGAUUUAUUGUCUUUCUUAUAAUUCCCUGCCUGUUAUUUUCUAUAGGAGCAUUUCCAGCAGGCGUAUUGGGUGAAGCUCCUGUCGAAGAUGAAAAAAUGGAAUUAUCGAUCUUCACUAGAAAAACGGAAAUGGAUCAACCAGAAGAGGAAAAUACUCUUUGUCAGACUAGUGCAGUAUCUGUACGGGGAGAACGUACUACCCAGGACACGGAAUCUGGAAAUAGUGAACUGUCUUCAUUGGAUGGAGAAGAAAAGUGGACUUUUUACGGAUUUUUGAAGGCUAUAAGUAGAAAAACCGUGAUACUUUGUACACUAUACUAUGCUUUUAAUGUCGUGAGUCUAACAUAUUCACAACAAGCACUCACAAUAUCAUACAGAGAUAAUGAACUUGUUCUUGAAUUCACAGAAUACCUCUUACCAUUGUCUUUUGUAUUAUGUCUGGCUUUCAUGGUAAUUUAUAGAUUUCUAAGGCCAAUUACAGUUAUUGUGAUCAUGUCAACUCUCUUCGCGCUGAUGCAUAUAUCUUCCUUAUUCUCUGGAACGUGUUGGGGAAUCGUUUAUGCGAUAUUCUUAUCGUGUAUCUAUUCCAUAUACAAUACACAGGUAUACAUAUACCUUGAAUCGAGGGUUUCAAAGGUUUGCUACUCGAGUAUACUUGGGUUUUUAAACACGGUAGGAGGUCUGAGUAUACUUGUUAAUAUGGGUCUAAUGAAUUAUAUCAGGGACUAUGCUAACAUUCCCAAGGUCUACGGAGCUCUAUUAGUAAUAAGACUAGUAUUCUUGGGGAUCUUUGGCAUGAUAAUGCUGGAUCCUGUCCUGAACGUUUCAAGUAGGGAAAACAAAAGAUAG
Molecule: messenger RNA, 1597 nt
Organism: Theileria equi strain WA
Lineage: Eukaryota; Apicomplexa; Aconoidasida; Piroplasmida; Theileriidae
Exons: 1
Coding region: 197-1597 (466 amino acids)
Biological process (GO): transmembrane transport
Molecular function (GO): transmembrane transporter activity
Source: RefSeq, a predicted model, not a curated record